Messenger RNA from Aedes albopictus (Asian tiger mosquito), 1068 nucleotides. RefSeq lists its product as uncharacterized. Gene Ontology annotation, molecular function: zinc ion binding. Gene Ontology annotation, cellular component: nucleus. The transcript has 2 exons. The record is from RefSeq and is a predicted model, not a curated record. The coding region runs from base 143 to 1012 and encodes 289 amino acids. Lineage: Eukaryota; Metazoa; Arthropoda; Insecta; Diptera; Culicidae.
CAGAUCCAAAUAAUCAUGUUCAUUUUGUUGUUAUGACAGUUUCGUUGAUAAGUCAAAUCGGUAUCGCCAGCGUUGUUUUGUAGACAGCGAUAUUCUAAAUUUUAACAUUCGCCAUAUAAUAGAUUGAGUUUAAGUGAUUAUAAUGACGAUAUUCUGCCGAGUAUGUCGGAUGCAGAUAUUUUCGCAACCCAUCUUGCUGACCAGCAAUUCGGCAAGGCAUGCAAAACCCAUAAACGAAAUGGUUUUCGAAUGCACACAGAUUUUACUUACCAAAGACAUCAGACUACCGCAAUUCCUAUGCGAGUCUUGUUUGAUUCGUUUGGACGAGGCAUUCGCGUUCCUCAAACUUUGCCGAGAGUCGGAGAGAAUGUUCACCGAAACCAUUCCGAUGGCAAUCAAACUCGAUAACAAGUCAGACCCAGGAAAUGGUGUAUCGUAUAGUCAUUCUACGAAUGCGAUUGAAUUGACCAAAUGUUUCAAUAACAGCUCGUCAGAGGCCAUAAAGUUAGAGCUCGAAGGCGAUGAUUCCAAAGCCCCUUUGGAGUAUGCAGCCACAAGUUCGACGUUCUCUGAUUUCAGCGCCUUGAUCAGCGGAGGCCAAACCGCGUCGUCCGCACAAGACAACAAAGACUGGCUGUCGGAAGCUCGUAAACAUCGGGAACGACAGCGGGUAUCGACGGCAAAACGGCGGGCCAAUAUGACGCCGGAUCAGCGAAAAAAGGAACGCGAAAGGGCACGGAUUCGGCAGGCACAAAGGCGAGCUCUGCGCUCCGAAGAACAAGUGCGAGCCCAGCGGGAACGGGAUAGAGUGCGGCAAGCGAUGAAACGUGCCCGAUUCCGCCAAGUGGAGAUGAUACAACAACAGCACCAGCAACAGCAAAUCCAACAACAACCGCCUCAACAGGAGCUACAACAAAGGCAACCACAGCAGCAACAGCAACAGCCACAGCAGCAUCAGCCACAACAUCUCACUUUUCCACUUGAAGCCAGAAUAAAUCAACUUAUGAGUUAAUUGAAUAUCUAGUUCGAAUAAAAUAUGCGGAUAAACUUGAAGAAAUCCCUUUCAGA